GCAAGCUAUUUGGCUCUUCAGAGCCUGACGCGGACUUUUAAGUACUGCGUCUUUCAAAACCUCUUCAGGUUCAUCUGCAGUUCCAGCGAUUCCUAUGGCGCCCAUACCGAUAUCGGACGUCCCACCUACCUGGGCAAAUCAUGGUGAUAAGAAUCUCAUUUGCAUUCCAGCCCAGUGGACUUCAGUCAUUCUCUUCUGCUUCGCAAAUUAUCUCGCCCACUGCGCCACGGUUAAGCCUUACCCCGCCGAAACUCUUCGAGAGCUCGGAAUUGCAAUGGGGCUCGCCCUUGUUCUUCCAUCGUCUGGUAUUACCAGAGCAGUGGACUCGAUUAUUCGGCGUUCUAAUUUUCGAAAGCUAAACCAGUUGGAAAAGGCUGCCACUGCUGGGGCACUGUGUAUGGUCAUUCGUGAUAAGUACUGGAGUCCUCAGGAGGGGGAAGUUUUAAGGGAUGAAGACUUCGUCAGAGUCGACCAAAACUUUCAUUACAAGAAAAAGGGGGAUAAAAACACAGAGACUGUUGCUCUGAGCUCACAGACACGAGACUCACAAACAGAGAGCCUUCUUCCUACAAACAACAGCGAGAGAGAGGCCACAAGUCCCGUCGGGUUGGAUUAUGUUGCUUUAGAGACAAUUACCCAGCUGCCAAGUAGAAAAAGUGACGAUAUAGACUCAACAGACGACGCGUAUUGCUUUCGGGUUAGACAGUCAUCAAGUAUGAGAGAAAAUAUUCGCACCAGUCAACACAGUCAAAGCAUCACCAAAAGGCAGUGCCAAGUUCAUGGAGCGUACGAGCUUCCUAAGGGCUACACUCUAGGUUAUGUCCCCAGCGAUGCCGAAGUACUACCUUACAUCAAGCGCGAAGAGAACAAUGAAUUGCAGCAGCCGACUCGCAAUUCAGAUAUCAGAAUUGCUAAUUCGGUACAUAUAUCGUCUUCCUAUAGCUUUACUAAAGCUGCAAUCGCAAUCGUCCAAACUGUUUACGCAUCCACCACCCUCUACCGAGCACGGGGGGAUCAGGUCAGAAUUUACGGGUAUGCUGCCUUUGGAUUGACAGUCGUACCGUAUGUGCUGAUGUCAAUCUUGAACUUAAUCGGACAGAUCGCAUCUUCUGAAUAUCCAACAUUGUACAUGGUCCACACGGACAUCAUGGACGAAGCGAAGAAACGCGGAGGAAUUUUCGAUGGAGUUGUCGGGUCAUUGACGCCCGUGGAAGGACCCCAAGCACUGCGUAACCUGAAAAUAAAGUCUGCAGGUCCUUGGACUGUUUCCACGCACCACGUAGAAAGAGGGUAUCGUGAACAAAUGAGGAUUAUACUGCGAAGCUCCGAGAGUGACCAAGAACCUCAAGAGAUACAAAUGGAGGCAUCCCGAACAAACCCCUUGGGAUACAUCUAUAUCGGCGCAAGUCGGCCGUUUGCUCGACGAACUAAAAAGUUCUACCCCCGCGCCGUUGGCGAACCAAGUAGUGUACGGAAACGCUGGGCCAGCUCGUCUUAUCUGCUCAACCUUGUGGCUCCUGUUGUAUUCGGGUGCAUAUCUCUUCUCAUCGUGGGGGUAAUAUCUCGAUUCCAAAAAGGCAAACAUAGCACCUCCAUCCAACGAGGCUUCACCAUGUCGUGGCUGAUUAUUGGUAUGUUGUUUGGCGCUGUAACGAGAGCUAUGCAUUUCUUUCUUUCGCCCAAGAAUGACACGUUUGAGGCAGUAUGCUUGUGGAUGUUUUUCCCUAUCGUAUGGGGCAUUUUCCUUGUACCAGCUCUCGGGGGUAUUGUAGUUGUGUGUCAGAUGAUCGUUUCAUAUGGAUCAUGCACCCGAAUAGCAUAAUCGCUACAGAAUAGUGAAGUGCGCGUAUACAACAUGAG
Messenger RNA from Lindgomyces ingoldianus, 1860 nucleotides. RefSeq lists its product as uncharacterized. The record is from RefSeq and is a predicted model, not a curated record. The transcript has 3 exons. Lineage: Eukaryota; Fungi; Ascomycota; Dothideomycetes; Pleosporales; Lindgomycetaceae. The coding region runs from base 95 to 1822 and encodes 575 amino acids.